Molecule: messenger RNA, 3806 nt
Organism: Paramisgurnus dabryanus
Lineage: Eukaryota; Metazoa; Chordata; Actinopteri; Cypriniformes; Cobitidae
Source: RefSeq, a predicted model, not a curated record
ACUAGCUAAAAAUUGCAAAAACACGAUAGUGGCAAAUUGCGAGCAAUCUUUCAGGGUUUUAGCAGAAGUUGUGGGUGUUAGGUGUGCCUGAGAGUGAUAGUGAGACACACUUCCUCCUCAUAUGAUCGUGAAAGAGCAUUGGCCAAGCAGCGCUUUAGAGGAAGAGAAGUUGGUGCUGCGAGAGAAGAGUUAUCGAACACCACAGCGUCUUCAUGUCCACGUUUGACGAGAGGUGAGGGCUGACCCGGUUGCGCUGGGCCUCGGGCAAGAAUCACCUUUAUUAGUGGGUUGGAUGGAGUGACUGCUGGAUCGACAAGCUCCUUGUGUGCCGCUGGUUCUUGACAGGGGACUAAAUGGAGGAGAGACUGGAGACUGCACAGUUGAGGCCACAAAAAUCUCAGGAUGGCUGUGCCCGAUCUUCAGAAACAAAGCGCUACAGUGAGAUAAUACGUGAUUUUGACGCCAGCGUGAACAUGUCACUAGCAUGCUCGACUGUGGAUGAGCUCGACCCGGACUCUUUGUCUUUAACAGACAUCUCCGCAGAUACCACGCUGAACGCAGACCUGGAUGAUAUUACAGGUGAAGAUGAGUGCACCGUAAAGAUUUGCCGUGAAGACGAAGAGAAGAAUGAAGGGACAAAUGCCCAGGACCCGGAUCUUACCCUGUGCCGCUGCGAGGGUGGCGUGGAGCUCGCCCUACAGUACGCCAAAAUGUGGUGCCGCUAUGCUAAAGACCUGCUGACCUGGAUGGACAAAAGAAUCAGCCUGGAGCAGGAGUUUGCAAAGAGUAUUAUGAAAGCAGCUGAUGCAGCCAAGUCUUGCAUUGCUCAGCAGGAUAUAAUGCCUUUGCAGCACAUCUACAUCCUCGCUAUGGAGCACGAUCUUAAAAACAGCCAGACGACCAAACAAACAACUGAACUCGUGCAGCAGCGAUGCUAUCAGGCUCUCUCGGCCAAGAAGAACGAAAUCGACAAAUGGCGGCGGGAAUUUAAAGAGCAGUGGGGUAAAGAACAGAAGAGAAUGAACGAUGCGGUGUCUGCGCUAAAGAGGGCACGGCAGCAGUACAGACAGCGCUGCGAGGAACUGGAGAAGGCCAAAGCCAUGACGGCCAAAGCUGAAGAGGAAACGGGAGGUAACAAGACCCUGGACAAGAGGAGGAAGUCCAGAGACGAUGCCCAAUCCAAGGUCGUAGAGGCUGAGAUGCUGUACAGGCAGUGUGUGUGUGAGGCUAACAGCCAUCAAGAAGAGCUGGAAAGAGUCAAACAGAGAAUCAUCGUCCACAUUCGAAAGCUCAUCUGUCAAGGAGACACGGUGUUAAAAGAGGCAACAGUAAAUAUGUUUUACUUCCAGCGGCAACAGACCGAGUCAGUUCCUGUGGAUUACCAGAACUUGGAAUUGACCUGCAGGCCUUGUGAGCCCGGGGAGCCCUACCUCCUUUAUAUUACAGGCAAAUGUCUACCUGGCCAGCCUCUACAGAACUUUAUAUUUCAGGAGUUCAUUCCCCCGGGCAGGAGAUCCCCACCAUCAUGUAAGCGUAAACCAAGCAAUGCUCCAAGUUUCCAAGAUUCAUAUGCCCUACCAGACGAAUUGAAACACAGCAGCAGUUUAGUAGAAGGAAGACGUCCCGGUCACAGUGACAGUGACAGCAGAGGAGGAAGUUCUGAAUCUCUGUAUAGUCCAGCUCAUGGGAACCGUAAGCUACCCAAAGCCUCCUCCACGGGAACCAUGUCUUCGGAUGACCUCGAUGAGAAAGAUGCUUUACAAGAAGCAGAGAGCGAGGAAGCUUUACCUGACAGCAACGGAACGUUGUGUAAACCACGAACGGCAUCACGUGCCGCUUUGACUCACAGACUGAGAAAAAUGAAGAGCAAGAUGAUCAAGUGCAAGCAAUGUGACAACUACAUCCUGGUGAAUGGGAUCGAGUGUGAGGAGUGUGGCCUUGCGGUCCACAGGAAGUGCCUGGAGGUUUGCCAGAUAGAGUGUGAGCACAAGAGAGGCUUUAUCUUCGGUAUGGACUUCAACCUGCUGCCCAGAGAGAGCCCAGAUGCUGUGCCCUUCGUUGUCCUUCGUUGCACUGAAGAGAUUGAGAGCCGGGCUCUCGGUGUCCAGGGCGUGUACAGAAUCAGUGGCUCCAAACCUCGGAUACUUAAAUUAUGUCAGGCCUUUGAGAUCCAGAAAGACCAAGUUGACCUUAGUGACCUCUCACCCCAUGACAUCACUUCUGUUCUCAAGCAUUUUUUCAAGGAGCUUCCAGAGCCGUUACUCACCUUUGACCUUUACAAUGACUUCAUCGGCGUGGGUAAAGAGAUUCAGAGACUUAGUGAAAAGGACAAUGCCGCCGAGACUGUUGGGAUUGUGGAUAGUAUUGUUUUCAAACUCAAGGAACUUACAGGACGGUUACCACUGUGCAACUACAUCACAGUGCAACAUAUGAUGGCCCACUUGAACAGAGUUGCUGAACAAUACGAAGAUAACAAAAUGUCCCCUGGAAACCUGGGCAUCGUGUUCGGUCCCACUCUCUUGCGCCCCCUGGUGUCGGGGGACGUGUCCAUGAUUGCACUUUUGGAGACCAGCUACCAGGCGCUUCUCGUGGAGUUCAUGAUCUCCCACUAUGAGGAGGUCUUUGGUCCAAUGGUGAGAUCCAGCACACCCCCUCCACCCGCUCCCACGGCACCUCUUCCAGAAACCCCAUCGAAAGCAUUGUGUCCCCUUUCCCCUGCCGAAAGUUCCUCUCAGGACCCCGGAGCAUCGUCUAAAGAACGGCCACGGUCACUGGAGAAUCGCACUAUCAAGAGAGAUUCAAGCGAGGGUUAUAUUUCUGACAAAUCAUCAUCCAAUGAGGCAAUGGACCAGCUGAGCCCAGAAGCCAAUGACAGAGCAGUCCUGGCUUUGAGGGCUACAGCAUCUCCUCAUGGGCAUUCGGAGCUGGUUACAGAAACUCAGUUGCAAACCCAAUCGAGGGCUUACUUCAGCAGGCAGCCGGUAAAAUACCACAGACAGGGCUCUUCAGGAGCACAAAUAUUUAAAACAGGAUCUCAGUCGAUGGAUGAGGAGAACCCUGGAAGCAGGGAAGGACUUUUAUCAGAAAGCGCAGACAGCAGCUGUUGCUCCUCACCUGAGAUCACCAUGAAACCUAAUUCCUUUCUGCACAGUACAGACCCGCACUGCCUUCAGUUAAAGACCCCUCAGAGUCAGACUGUACAUUCGGAUGAGGUGGACCAAGUGGACAAACGAAAUACCAACCAAUCCAACAACAACUUAUUGGGCAGAGACCGGCAGCUCUUGAUCCGAUCUCUAAGGAGGCGUCCCACAGAGCAGAGAGGCGCUCAGAAGGUCCUGUCUGGACUGAAGCUCAGACGCAGUGAUUCGGGAAAGGGCGAGCAACUCCAGUUUGUUUGACAGGCACGGAAGUGGAACUAAAACAUUUUGCUGACAGCGUGCUUUAAUUUACUGAAAGUAUUUGUUUUUUCUGGAUAUUUUUAGCUUUUCUGCUUUGUGGGGCACUGUUGUUACACAUCUCAGACAGUUAACACUUUGGAAAUGUAAGACACAGAUUUUACUGUGUUGUUACACAGCCCAGAAAUCUUCCUUAGCCGGCUUGUAUGGUUGUUUGAACGUGACUCUUUUGAGAUAAAUAUGGAAAAUAUAACAACACAAACAGUCUUUAUUAAUUUCUUUGUAUUUAUACUGAUAAAUAUUUUAAUUCCACUCGCUGUAUAUUUUGCAACACAACCAAUGGGUAAUGUUACAGGUUACACUACCAGUCAAAAGUUUAGGGUCAUUUGACUGAAAUGCGUUUCAUGAUCU